CUGGAAUUGAGCGUUUCAGUUAACAAGACUAAUGGGUCUGGUGGGCUGUAUUAUAAGAACAAUAAAAAAAUAAAAAUAAAGCUGCAGUUAUUAAAAAGCAGAGUGGAUGCAGAAAACCCCUUGUAGUAUUAACUUUGAAAUGAUGCAGUUAUUAUUGUGCUAAGAUUGACCAUUUAACAGCCUUGCCGGAGUUCUAAAGAACACUCAAAACACCAUAACCACUACAAUACCAAUACAGUGGCUACGCUGCACGAAGUGUCCGGGCAUGGUUUGAUAACUUCCCUGGGACCCCUUCUUUUUCAGAUGUUUCUACUGAGCUAAAUACAGCAGAAGCAGGACUGUGCUCAAUGACUGAGACAGCUCAGGUGAUUAUCUCCGCCAGUGAGCGUAGACCUUUAUCGAUUCCGUUUUGACGUACAGCGCAAUCCUGCUUCCCUUGCUGGAGAAUACCAUAUCUGGUGCAGGUUGCCAACGUGAUCAAAGCAAGUUGUCAAACUAUGAUAAAGCAGUCUGACAUAGUCCCAUGGGACAGCAGCAGGGCACUCCUGAUACCAUAACCACUACAGCAGGCUAGAGGUUUUAAAAUAAAUAAAUAAAGCCUCCCUGACAUAGAAGUUACACCACCUGCUCCCUGCAGGGCUCUGCAAUGAGGAAGUAAUGAGUCCAUAUAAACCCUGCAUGCCCAUGCCACAUCACUAACUCCAGUGUGGGUGGUAUCUGAGCAUUGCUGGUACACAGUGUGCUGCCAGGGGGUAAUGAGGUCACUGAUUAGGGAGGGACCCACACUGAGCUCCCAGCAUUGUAUCUGGUUCAUACAGUAACACAGCACUCUCCGUGUCACCACGUGUUACACUGGGAGCAGGAAGUGCCGUGUCCCGGGCCCGGUGCCGGUGACAGCCGCGCUCCAUCACAGUACCGUACAGUAACGGGGACCCUCGCGCUCACCUGCUGCGAUGCGGCCAACAUUAACCGCAAUAAGGAGACCCCCAGCGUCCCGUUGGCGCCAUCAACAGUCAAGCUGCGGCAGCCAAUCACAGCUCGUGACGUCACGGUGCGCCGCGGACCUUUAACCCCAGGGCAGCUGAAGCUGGGCCAGUGUGAGGGCCGUGUCCUCCGAGCUGCCAUCGCUCUCUGCGCCCUCUGCAGCGUGACUGAGUCCCUUAUGGGGUUAACGGCACUGGGGAUCCGUCAGCGUUGUGUGAUUUCCGGGUCAUGCUUGGUGCUUCUCCCAUGGCGGCCAUGGAGCCUGCGAGGAGGCUGCUGAUAAAGUUUGUUUCCAUGGAGAGGCUGGGGAGGGCGCUCACUGACUCACUGUCCCAGAGGUGGACUAGGCCCCCAGGGUGCCGGGCCAUGUGUGUAUCCCCCAGCCCUGCCUGUGUGGGGGCCAGGCUGUGUGUGAGCAUGAGGACAAACAUGCAGCCACUGAGGGCAUGGAUAGAGGGCAGUGACAGUAACCACCACCACUACACAAGGACCUUCUCAUUGUCUGCUCAGGGCAGGUUGUGCUGGAGCUGCCAGGCUGCCCUGGCCAUGGAUGAACUAUUCUGUCCCACCUGUCACUCCCUGCAGCCCCCUGAUGAAACGAAGGAUUAUUUCCAAGUUCUAGAUUGGUAACAUAUUGAUUAAUCAUCUUGCAUGGCUACAUCUUGACUUGCUCCAUAGUGAACUUGUGUCAUAGAAAAGUAUGAACUAGUAACAGUACAAAAAUAUAUAAAUAAAGCAAUGGGACUUAUCCUGUGGUACAAUUAAAUUACCUUGAAAAGAAUACCAGUGUGAAAAAAAAAAUCUUUAAAAUAACCCCUCAAGCGCCAUAACAACUACAGUGCACUGUAGUGGUUAUGGCGCCAACAAUAGCCAAGAGUAAUGGGUUGAUUUCUUACCUGUGGAUCACUGUUCUCCUCAAUUGCAUUGGCAGGAGAGCCUCAAGCUCCUACUUAGGAGCUACUGUUCAUUCUACUCACCUAAAGUCUGCUAGGCUAACGCUUUGAAAGUGUCAGUAGAUCGCUCGCCUUAAUGAGCUAAGCCCUGCACCACAUGACACAAGAGCUGGCUCUCUGUCAGAUUUAGUUGAGACAGGUAGCGUCGCUUAACGUAUCCCAGGUAAGAAGCAAAUCUGUUCAAAAACAGUCUGACUAUUUACAUGUUUGAGGGUUCUCAAAAAACAUGUAGAUCCUUAAUAUACUGUUGUCAUAUAGGUUGGCCUCAAGUCCAUCAUGAUCUAGAUAUUUCACUUGUUCACAUACUCACAUUUGUUCCGUCUAGUGAGAAAACAUUUGAUGUCAAUAUUCAAGAACUGCAAAAAAAAUAUCGGAACCUUCAACGCUUCCUUCAUCCAGAUUAUUUUAGUCAAAAAUCACAUGUGAGUAAAUUCUUAUUUGCUUUUAUUGUACUUUAAUGCUACAAAGAGUGGUCACGAAAGCAAUUCAAUCGGAUUCUGUCCAAGUGUUUAACUUUAAGGGAACACACCAAGCACCAUCACUACUACAGCAUGAACUUUGGUAGUGGAGGAGGCACCCGGUGUACUCCAGUUAAGAAGUUAAACCAUUCUUAAAAUUAUUUGACUACUUAGAAUAAGGUGCACUCCUGGCACAUUAUUUCACCACAGCCCAUGUAAUGUUAUUGUGCUUGGAAUAAAUGAGGUGACCUACAUAUGCUGAGACUUGGAUACUGUUUUAAAAUGUCCAGCUAAGAUUAAAAAUUGUGCUUAAUGAAUUGGACAAUGUAGGCUGUAGUUGACUCCCCUUUUAAUGCAUUUAUAUAUUAUGUAUCUAAUAUUUAGUCAUUUAGAUUCUGAAGGCAUAAGGAAAGGAAAACAGAGCGUGAAAAAAACUAACAUACAGGUCUUCUUUAACUCAGUGCUUAGUUGAAGCACCUUUGGCAGUAAUUACAGGUUCAAGUCUUUGUAGGUAUGAUGCAACAAGCUUUGCAUACCUGGAUUUGGGUAGUUUCUCCAAUUCAUCUCUGCAGGUCCUCUUAAAUUCUGUUAGGUUGGAUGAGACUGUUGGUGAAUAGCCAUUUUAUUGCCUCUGUAGAGAUGUUCAAUUCUGGGCUCUGGCAGGGCCACCCAAGUACAUUAAGAGAGUUGUCCCAUUGUCUUGACUGUGUGCUUAGCGUUAUUAUUCUGGACCAGGUUUACAUUACACAAUAAAUACUUUAUUUUGAUGCCUUCAGCUUCUCUAAACCAUGACCAAACUCUCUGCCAUGAAUGUGUAUUUAUUGGAGGGUAGGGCACUUUUGCACUUUUAUUAAGGGUGCCCUACCCUCCAAUAAAUAUACCUUCCGUACCUGGAGUGUUUCCUGUAUUCCCUAUUAUCUAGGCAAAAAGGACAAAUCAGUGGAGUGUUGCAGUGAUGGAUGUCUAUCCGCAUGCUUACCCCAUCGCCAAAUAUAAUCUGUUGGAAUCACCCAGCGUUAUCUUUAGUUUUUUUUAUUUACCAUCUCCCUUAUCUCCCGAUUGCACUGUUUGGCCAGGCAACCAGAGGGGUUGUUCCAAACCUCUUCUAUUUAGGAAUAAUGGAGAUCAUUAUGGUCUUGGGAACCUUAAAUGCAGCCAAAACAUCUUGAAGCUUUCACCAGAUCUGUGCCUUAACACAAUCCUGUCUCUGAGUUCUGCAGGCAGUUGGUUUACCCUUGUGGCUUAGGUUUUUACUCUGAUAUGCAUGUAUAGCCCUGGUACCAUAUAUAGACAGAUGCCCCAGUGAAUAUAAGGCAUCUGAGCUAAAUGUCAAGUGUCAUAGCAAAUGGUCUUUUUUUUUUUUUGUAUAAUUUUUUUUUUAUUUUUCAAUUUAAAAUUUCAUCCAUAUACACACUUUCAUAGAAAAAUAGGUUGAGAUAUUACAAUAAAUUAAGUAUCGUACACAUAGUUAAUAAAACCAUAAAUAAUACAUUUAUACACUGACUACAAUCAAAUCAGUACAUUACAUACAUUGACCUCUUUCUUACACUUCUGCAUAAAGCUGCUACAUUACCUAAGAAAGGUUGUCAUUGGAGGGAGGGGGGUUUUGGUUUUAAGACUGAUAUCUAUUCCAAGGGGCCCAAAUCUCCUCAUAUUUCUCCUUGGAUACUUUAUUUAUUGAUAUACCUGCUUCCAUCCUACAUUGAUAAUCCACUUGUACACAAAUAUCUUGCCAAACUAACGGGCCCAUAUUUCUCCAGUUUCUAGCUAUAAUUAGUUUGAUUGCCAUAAAGAAAUGGAUCAUAAGAAUUUUUAGUUUUACAUUGACCCUUGGCAUGUUUAAGUGAAACAGGAACAUUUGAGCCGUAAUAACAGUUUGUGCCUUCAGAAUGAAAUUUACCAAAUCCGAUAGUUACUUUCAUAGGUUUCAACUCAUCACAGUCCCACCAUAUGUGAGAAAAUUAGCCUAAUUCCCUGCCACAUCUCCAACAAUCUGGUAGAAGUGUGGGUUGAAAUCUAUGAAGGCGAGUGGGCACCAGAUACCAUCGGUACACAAGUUUAAAAUACACUUCCCUUAUACCCACGGAUAUGUCUUUUUACUAAUUGUAGGCCCAAAAGCCAAUCUUCAACCUGAGAAAAAAAAUUGAGUUCUUGCUCCCAUGUAUUCAUAGCUGACACUAUCUAUUUGCCUUUGGCUUCUUAUAAAUUGGUUAAAUCUGGAGGCAAUUUUUUUCCUAUAAUGGGAUGCUAUAAACUGGUCAAUUUGAGAGAUUUCCGAAAAAGUUUUUCCUAUGAUAAAAGAUUUUAUUCUUAAAUAAUUAAAUAUUUAUUUGGAAGGAAGGUUAUAUUUAAGCUGUAACACUGGAAAUGACAAUAUUUUAUUAUCAUCUAAUAGUUCUGCUAAUUUUGCAAUUCCACACUUUUCCCAUUCUUGUAUAUUUGUCUUUUAUAUAAAGUUUUAAGCAUGUUAAUGGGGCAAUUCUUGAUAUAUACUUAGUACCAUAUUUUUUCUUUAAAUAUUUUACUAUAUAGAUCAUUGUGUUAUUCAUCGGAUUGUUAGAUUUUAUGUUUUUUACAAAUUCACUAUCGCACCACAUAAGGAAUAGAGGUUCGAUAUUACCCAAAUCCGAUUUUUCAAUAUCUAACCAAGUAGGUCUUGAUUUUGUAAAGUUAUCACACUUGAUUAAAUGUACUACCAUAUUAAUCGUAUAUCAUUUUUGUACGUCCGGAAAAGAAACUCCCCCCUCCUUCCAAUCUCUCUGUAAUAUUUCCAAUGACACUCUAGGUCGCCUGUCCUGCCAUAUAUAAUGUGAUAUUUGUUUUUGAAGACCGCGUAUCGUCUGGGAUGACACCCUCAGCGGGAGAUUACCAAAUAAAAAUGUCAAUUUAGUGUAUGCCUAUCCCUAUUUUAAACCGUGCCAGAAAAAAACCCUUAUCAUAUCGUAUCUACCCAGUACAGGGAAAAAAAUAAAUAAUAAUUUUUCAAUUUGAGGUUGGAUAGCAAAUGGUCUUAAUACUUAUGUCAGUGAUUUUUUUUUUUGAUUUUUUUUUUUUAUUUGCAACAUUUUAAAAAAUUUGAUUUUUGCUGUGCCAUUAUGUGGUGCUGACUGUAGUCUGAUGUGGGGAAAAAAACAAUUAAAGAAACACUAUAGUCACAAGAACUACCACAGCAGUUGUUUAAACAGCAAUUGGAUAAAUACUUGCAAAAACAUAACAUACAGGGAUAUAAUUUCUAAUUAGUGGGGUAAUAGCUGCUUGAUCCAAUGAGAUAUGACUGCUAUUUUGGGGUCAAGAAGGAUUUUUUUCCUAGUUGUUGCAAAAUUGGAAAGUACUUCAAACUGGGGUUUUUGCCUUCUUUUGGAUGAACUGCAAAAACAUAUGUGAGGAAGGCUGAACUUGAUGGACGCAUGUCUCUCUUCAGCUAUGUAACUCAAUAUGGUGUCCUAGCCUGUCCCCCUUUUUAAAAAAAAAAGGUUAAUUGCUUGAAGAAAGGGAAAGUGGGUAUACAGUUAGAUCUGGAAAUAUUUGGACACUAAUACAAUUUUCCUAAUUGUGUCUCUGUAUUCCACCACAAUGGAUUUGAAAUUAAACAACCAAGAUGCAAUUGAAGUACAGACUUUCAGCUUUAAUAAUAAAGUAUUUAACCAGGAAAGGUACAUUCAGAUUACUCUGAUUUCCAAGUAUGUCCUGGGGAUGUUACUUUUGCCCAGCAUUCAGGGAUGAACAAAAAUAUCCUAUGAAAGGUUUAGGAAUUGCAACCAUUUUCAUGUACAGCCGAAAUAACAAAACUACUGACAGUGUCCAAAUCUUUACAGACCUAACUGUAUGUAGCUUAAAACUAUUACAAUAAAAAUAAAUGGAGUUUAGAAACUAGCUGGAGUAACCUUGUUAGCAAUUCUAGCAUUUAUGCAGCAUAAAAAGUGUGACAAUGAAGGAGUCUGAAUGCACAGUAUAUAUUGAUCUUUGCACAUAUAUAUAUAUUUUUUAAAUGAAUCCAGUAUUCUCAAAGCUGGUCUUGAUUGGUGUGAAUAAAUCAGAAUCUCUGCAAUCUCUCAAACAUAAAAUUAGAGAAGAAUCCUAGCUAUUUCUAAAGCUAUCAAUGGUAGCUAUUGUUCCCUUUAUAUGUGUUCAUUUUUGAUAGGCAACAUCAGACUUAGAAAUAUAUUUAAACUUUAUAACAUGUGAGUGUACCAGUGUUUUUCUUUAGUGUUACUGGAGGAGGUCUGGAAUUCUUGCAUUUCUUGCCACACACCAAUCAAUGUUACCAUGUGGUAAUACAAAAGCAGACGUUCUAGCUCAUGAAACUGUUUUUGUAUAAACCUAAAGAGAGAACUGCUUGCCAUGCCAAAUGGGCACACAAGUAUGCGCUCACCAGAAAAUAAUUUAACAGAUUUAUUCAGUCAUCCAGACCGGACACCCCUUUAAACAAUUGAGGCAACAGAGCAAAAUGCCAGAACAAGGUGCCAAAUUGGUUUUAAAUUUCAUCAUAUAAAUCGCAAUUUCAUUAUCUUUUUUUUAAUUGUAGAAGAGGUUUGUGGAUACAUGCUUUAUGAGGGCUGGUGAUGACAGCAUCAAUAUAAUCUUAUAGAUGCUGUCCUUGCUGUACACAUUGAAUAAACUGCAGAGCUUUCUUUUCGAUGACCUAAUUGUUGUGAUCUCUUUUAGAUGGAGCGGGAAAUGUCAGAAAAACAGUCAUCUCUGGUCAACAAAGCCUAUAACACACUUCUAUCUCCUUUAAGUAGAGGAAUAUAUUUGGUAGGUAUUUUGGAUCAAUUAAAACCAUAUGCUCUCCUCUUGCCCAGUUAAACUGAGAAAAACAAAAUGUUUAUACUUAUUACAGAUUCUACAAAAAUGCAUAUUAUUUAAGGAACACAUAUAAUUUGUUUUUCCCCUAGCAAUACAUUUGAUUAUUUUAUAUUAUCCAUUACAUGGCACUCUUCAAAGUGCAAGCUACUGAAAUUGUGUAUACUUUAAUUUUUUUUCUAUUUCUGUAAAUUCAUUAAUCCCAUUUGGUUGCAGAAAAAUACCUCCUACAUGUCUUUUUGGAAGGUCACUGCUUUUUUUAUUUCUUUUUUAAAAGCCAGAUUUGUGUAUAACGGUUUUGUAGGCCUAAAUAGCAACACAGUGGCCAAUAAUAUUGUUUAAAGCAUAUUUAUAAAAAAAAAAACUAAAACUGUUUUUUUAUUUUUUUAUUCCGUGAUAUACAUGUUAAGAACCACCAAUAGCUUGUGCAGUUACUUACAGAUUAUUUUUAACAUUAAACUCUUUAAUUCACUGCUCUAAUCAUUGUCUCUAAAUAAACUUGUACUUUUUAACCAACAAAGGUAUUUUGGGUGUCAAUUUUCUGUUAGACAACCCUUUGUUUUCAUUAGGCUAUUAGCAGCUAACAUGUGCAGCUUUGUUAUUUAUGUGAUCCACUGCAUGCUUUAACUUUCGUUUAUGUCAUGCUGAUUGUUAUAAGCUGAGCACAACAUUACAAGGCUAUCUCUGCCCUGGGAAUAGUCAUGCCUUUGCCCAGUUGCCCAUUUGUGGUACCCUAUGCUUUUUUUUUUUUUACAGUAAAUAUACUCUGAUUCUAUUAUUUUCACGGUCUUACCCAAUAUGACUGUUCAUACCAGUGCGAUCACCAAAAACAAAAGAAGAGUAAUAGUAAAAAAAAAUGUUUAAAGUGUCCUGUUUGUUUUGAUAUGCUUUGUUUCUUUAUAGCUGUUUAACAAAUGUUUUACCAAAUUUCUACAUGUACUCUGUGUACCCUAUAUGGUGGCAAGUUCCCCAUCUAUAGUACACUGCAGAGUCCUGUUAAAUUUGCUUCUAUUCCACAGAGGAAGGAUGGAUGCCUAAAUUGGAUCACAGCUGAUGUCUGCCUCCAUAGUGAAUGCUUUCAGAGGAUUUGUGCACUGAGGUUUUCUUAUUCACAGCUUGUUCAUGCUUUGAGGCUCUGAUAUCUGAGGCUGCAUAUGCAAUGAGUAAAAUGAAGAAAAAUAAAUCCAUGUUUCUGUGUGAAAUGUUGAUCUCUAUAAAGUCAUGCUUACUAAACAGCAAGUUGACAACCUGCUUAAAUGUUAGGAAUUAUUAAUUCAGAAGUACAGACAAAUCUACAGUCAAACAGGUUUUUUUGUUUUUCUCGUUUCCUUUCCUUUUCUUCAAUUUGGCAGGUUUUGCUUACAUUUUACAAGUCUGUUGUAGAGUGAAUACAUUUCUUAAUCUUGGGGUAGUGAAGAGAAGUAUGAUUUGCAUUACUGACCACUACACUGGAUGUAAAAUAAAAAAUGGGUUGUAUUAGCCUGUUGCUUAGUUUUGUGUUUGCAAAUCACCUACUAAGAUUUCUGAUUUAAUAAUUCAUUUGUUUAUGCAGUGAUCAUUGUUUGUUCCUUUAUUGAUAUCUAUCUUUUCUCUUUAAAGCUGAGCCUCAGUGGUAUUACUUUGGAGGAAGGAACAGACAGUGAUGUUGAUCCACACUUUCUCUUGGAAAUACUGGAAAUCAGUGAACAGCUUAAUGACUGUAACAUUAGCAGUGAAAUAGAAGAUAUUGGGAACUUUGUACAAGGUAAAACUUGGUACAAAAAGUGCAGUUUUGUAUUUACUGCAGAUAAUUUAUUUGUGUUUUACAGCCUUGACCGUUUUCUUCGGCAUAUUUGCUAAUUCUGGACCACGAGCAAUCUAAAGUGAAUAAUAUGUUAAAACGUUUGUCAGGAGUUUUUUGUCUGCCAAAGUGUGUCACUGUCAUAACAAUUACCCUUUAAAGUAGCUUUGUCAACAUGGGGGGGGGGUCUUUGCAUAAUCUGUCUCUGGGUGGUGCAGGGGACAUUAUCCUGCUCAGUCCACUCUAAACCUUUAUUAGUCCUCAAGACUCUUUUACCAAUGUCAUCAGAAAAUAAUAGCAAAUGUAAAAGCCAGGUUUAAGAGGAUUGUAGCAUGAGAAAAGACAAUUAUAUAAACCUAAUACAAAAUUCAGAAUUUAAUAUUUCCAAAUACUGUAAUGUUUGCCUUUUAAUUUCACUACUACAGACUUGGUAUUUUACAAAUCUUUAGUAAUAAGCUGUUUUAGUAAGCAAGCACUUGAUAUAUGGUAACCAGUUGGCCUCGGGUUAACAAACCCUAAAGGUCCUGCUGCAACAGCACUUAAAAAUUUGCACUGGCCCAGUUUGUUUGGGAAAGUUUCCUGCAGCAUUGUGCUCUAUCUGUUAUCGAUGUUUAUCUACAUAUCACAUGUGAACAGUAUUCUGCACUGUAGGAUAAAUAUGGCUAGAAGGAUGCAGUAUUACAGGUGCUAUAUAUGAUUUAGUUGUGAUGUAUGGUUUUUGGUAUAUGGAUAUCAUUGCUCAAGUAAAAUACAGUAUGGUUUAUCUACCUAACUAUAUCUGUCUAAAUAACAUUGAGUGAAAAUACUAUAUUGCUUAGUCUUUUGUGCUUAAAAUUAGUUUCCAUAGGUGAUUAUAUAUAUAUAUAUAUAUAUAUUUUUUUACAUAUUACUGAAACUACUUCACGUGUCUGAAAGGACCACUAAAGUUACCUAAACCACUUCAUGUCAAUGAAGUGGUCUGAGUGCAGUAGUCCUGUCAUCUUAACCAUGCAGUGUAAAUCAUUGUAGCUGUGUGUUUGUGGUUUUUUUUUUUUUUAUAGUUGUGUGUGUGUGUGUUGUGUUGUGUUUUUAUUUAAUUUUUGUAGCAGACCCAGAGUAACCUGACCGGUCACCUCCGUUUAUUCUUUCCUUCAGCUGCUCAGGACCCACUUAUAAUGAUAAAAGACCCAACGACCAUAGUUCUGGAGGUACAACAAAAUUUUAUUGGCCACACACAGUGUUUAUGCAUAACCCCAUGCAAGGGAUCUACCACACAACCACACAGGAUCCUCUCCCUCCCUGCGAUCCUAGAACGGGAAGGUACUCCGUUCCCUCUGUCCCCAAAGACCGCCAUUGAAACCACAGGGUUUUCCACACCAACCGCCAUUGGUCUUCUUCCCAGAGGAACCCAUGUGCGGGAAAAAGGGACCAUCCCUUUGUCUCCCAGGCACAGAAAAGCCCGCCGGCGGGAAAAGAGCCGGCCUUUGUCCCCACAGGUACCGAAAAGCCCGCCAACUUAGCCAUUGCCCCAGAAGUGUCCACACCAACCUUAGGGACCCUCACAGUGAUUUCUUUCUCGACCAGUCUCCGCUCGCAAAGUCCCUGUAUGAUACCCUGCAAGGGAAGCGUCUCGUUUCGGGAUACAACUGCUCCCCAUGGACAAGUCGGGAAACAAUCUACGAAUACUCCCCCUGGUGGCCGUUAUUCUGUAAGAAUGGCAGCCACCCAGUGAGGCACUCAUUACUUGCUUCCCUUUCUGAUGUUGCAAGGUGAGAACGUUCUAAAUGGGGUAUUGGGGUGGUCCCUGUUCGGGAGGCGAAUGGAUUCCCUUCACGGAAGCCCUCCCGAAAGGGGAGUGGGUACAAAACAUAAGGGAAACACAUGAAAAGAAACAGGGAAAUCCACAAACAGGCAGCAGUUCUGCCACACUUUUCAUUUUGUUUGAGUUUGUGUGUGUGUGUGUGUGAAAACUGGAGACAUGUCCCACCCCCUCUUCUUUGUCCUUCUCCUCCGACUACAGGACCUAAUAAGCGACCUUCCGCUGAGAUCGUGGACUACGAAGGGGAUCACUUCUGUGAAAUCCCUGAUAACACCACGGGGCAUUAAACAGUUCCCUGAGCUACAAGCCAAAUUCGCGUUACCCCCUAGGGAGAUUUUCACAUAUCUGCGCAUCAAAUACACCCUAUCAUCGUUAAACAUACACCACUGCGAAACUGAACAACUAACUGCAUUUGGGCAAACACAUGGGCAAACCCCUAUCCUUGAGCUAUUCAGCGAUUAAUGAUGUGGACAGGACCACUAAACACCCCUAUAUGCUAAAAUGGGAACAUGACUUAGAUACCACAUUCCCCCUUCCCAUGUGGUUACAGGUGAUCCACACCACAUGAGCCUCUUCACAUAACAUGUCCCACUGGGAGAGCUUCUGCAAACUGUUGAUGCGAUGGUACCUAGUCCCUGCUCGUCUAGCCCAGAUAUACCCAACAGCCUCGCAGGCAUGCUGGCGAUGCGAUGACGGGGUGGGCACUUUGUUACAUAUCUUCAGGGGCUGCCCCAAAUUGACACAAUUUUGGCAACAGGUCAGGAAUUUGAUAAAGGAGGUCACAGAGGUUGCCAUACCCCUACACCCAGAAUGCUAUCUCCUACAUAUCCACGCUGGAAUACUGUCCUCCCCACACAAGGUGGUCAUCUGCCACAUCCUGCUAGCUGCCAAGACCAGCAUAGCGAGCAGAUGGAAAAGCUUAGACCCCCCCAAUACUCAGGAGGUGAAAAAUAGGGUCCACUCGACAUACGAGCACGAACGAUUAGCAUUCAGGUUGAAAGACCGAGAAGGUAAACACGCAAAACUAUGGCUCAGUUGGAGCGCAGCACAUUCCCGCGGGUAGUGGGUUGAGGGGAGAAAGAUAGGCCACCUAAGCUGUCGGGCCCAAGCCGAGUGAUUAGCAUGCAACACUCAACCAUACACAGUAGGCCUACCCAUAGGCACCCAACAACUCCCUACAGACCAAUAUCCACCGUGCCAGAACAGGGCCCCCGACCCUCGUGCUGGGAGGCUCACCCCACCCCACCCCAUUAGCAACUUAGGUCUAAAAAAGUGUGUUUACCCGGGGUCCAUCAGAUAAGAUUAGACUGGACUAUAGAUGCUUCCGUACAUGAAAGACAAUGCAUAAUGCCAGCCAUGCUCUGUAUACGUAACAGGACCAUUGAUUGUGUCGAUACAAUGUUCCCCCUUCCCCUUUCUUCCUUUCUGUAUCCCUUUAUUAUGUACGUUUGUUACUCGAUUACACAAAAAAACUAAUAAAAAUUAAGACAUUGGAAAAAAAAAACUGGAGACAGGGCUACUAUAAUAGUCCUAACAUUAUAGGUUUACUUUAAAGUAACAAUAAAUAUAUAUACACACACACAAUAUGAUUUCAUUUAUUCAUUUCUAUACUAUUAUUUUACAGAAAAAUAUGAUUCUUUGACUGCAGAUGUUAGAAACGCUUUUCAACAAGGUAAUCCUUUUUUUUCUUUAUGUCUACAAAAAGCAACAAAAAAGUUGUGAUUGCCAAAAAGCUAAAUCAAUUUGAGUGAGAGCCUCCUGCAACAAAGUAUUAAAAUGAAAAGAUGUUGUAGCAUCUACCUAGGAUACAGUUGCUAACUAAAUGAACGUCAAGGAGGAAAAAAGCGUUGUUAUGCAACACCCAGAGACUUAUUAGAGAGCACAGUAGGUAAACUAAGCAAAAAAAAUAAAUAUUUGAACAGCGUUGGUGCAUCCUAUUGUGCCUUCAGGAGCACCUAUUUUCUAAAUAUUAAACGAAUAGGACCCUCUCUCUUACUAAAUAUCCGUAGUCUCAUCAGAGAAAAGACCUGAGAGUUAAAAAAAAAAAAAAAAUAGUAAUCAAAGCUAAAUGAAGAAAGUGCAAACUAUCAAACAAUAUUUUCUAUGAUGUAAAAGCUUCUAAAAACCGGGUGUCUAAACAAAUCAUUAUGUAUAGGAGAAAUGGGAAAUAGUACCAAGCCCCUGAUACAGUAUGUAAUUCAAGUAGGGGAUUACACCCUAUUGGUUUUCUUUACUAUUGAACUAGCUCAUUGUUUUUCAAGUUUACAAAAAAAAACAUGUUUGAAGCGGCAUUGUCACUGCCUGGGGUCCUUGCUGAAUUCAGCUAUUUAGAAACCUUCAUUAUAAAUUAAGUGGAAAUAAGUGUUGAUUAGGAAGCCAUUUAAGAUGAUGUUGUGGGACAUGAUGUUUGAGUUAACUUAGAUUUUAUCAACUGACAUGAGUAAGAAGUCCCUUAGGAUUAAAGAAGUUGAAGCCUGAAAGUUUGAUUUUUGUUACCUUCAUCAUAACAAUCAAUGCGCAUUGAUACGUGUAAAUACAUUUGUGUAAUUUACUAAAAGCAAAUACAUUUUUCUCACUAGGUGACCUUCAUGGAGCUAAACUGCUUUUAGCAAAGAUGAAAUACUUCUCAAAUAUACAAAACCAAGUUAAGAAGAAAAUAUUACCAUAGCUACUUCUACAGAUCUGAUCCUUACUGUAAUAUACAUGUAGAGUAACAAUAUGCUCUAGAACUUUGCUGCCAACGGUAUCAAGUGAAAACACUCCUUUCAUGUCAACUUGGCAGAAAAUCUCUCCUCACACCUAACCAUGAUGGCACACAACUUAACUGGGCAUUAUAUUAUGCUUGACUUUUAUAUGACCUUUGUAUUUUGGCUAAAUUAAAUGUAGUUGUGUGCUCUCUAUACACAUGGACUGUAGUUUUUAAUAAAAAAAUAAAUAAACCUAGUAUUAAUUUCACUUUAAAUGUUUUAUCCUAUUUAUUUGAGGUUUCCUGAUUGUUAA
This is a messenger RNA of Pelobates cultripes (western spadefoot toad), 13776 nucleotides long. Lineage: Eukaryota; Metazoa; Chordata; Amphibia; Anura; Pelobatidae. The record is from the annotation of a GenBank genome assembly.